UGAACUUUUACCCGGAAGUGGUCAAACAGACGCUGAGAUGUGCCUUUACAAUUAUCAUUAUACUGAAGAGCUAACUUUUUGAACAUAAGAUGCGGUUAUAGAUUUAGAAGAUAUUAUCCCCAACGAAUGUGCAAUGUCAGAUCGCAAACGAAGCCGAGAGCAUCACGAGGACAGACAUGAACGAAAGAAACACAAGGAGUCAAAACAAGAUGACGACAAAUACAAGAACCAAACCAGAAAAUUGAUCCAAGAGGUGCAGAAACUCAAGCAUGUGGAGACUUUCUAUGAAAAUCCACCUCCUGGGUUCAUCAAGGAAGAUGAUGACAAACCAGAGGACUGUAUUCCUGAUGCCCCUGGUAAUGAGGACGCCAGGAGCUUCUUGGCUAAUGCUCCCACCAAAGGACUGUGGAUGCCUCUGGGAAAAGAGGUGAAGGUCAUGCAGUGCUGGAGAUGUAAGAGGUACGGCCACAGAACAGGAGACAGAGAAUGUCCCUUCUUCAUCAAAGGCAACCAGAAACUGGAGCAGUUCAGAGUAGCACAUGAGGAUCCAAUGUACGAUAUCAUUCGAGAAAACAAACGCAAUGAAAAAGAGACAAGGAUCGAGCAGUUGAAACAGCUGCUUCAAGACACCACCUCCGACUCUGACUCCACCUCGUCUUCCUCUGCCUCUUCUGAUCACAACCGGAAGAAGAAGAAGAAGAAAAAGGAGAAGAGGAAGAAAGAAAAGAAGAAACACAAGAAGAAAAAGAAGAAGCACAAGGCCAAGGCUAGUGAUGACUCAGACUCAGACUGAAACAGGGGCCAGUGGUCUUGGUGUCUCAGUGUUCAUGAAUAGAAUCUUAUAAGGUCUGCAAUAGUGUGUCAGCCUUAUCAAAUAUACACAGGAGGCUUCCCAUCAGUUCCCCAGGCCAUCUUCAGAUCUGCUUAAUAAUGCAUGGAUGCAUUAAAUCCCCUCUGUUGCAUGGAAUGCUUAAGAGAUGUACAUAUAUCCUAUAGCUGUUCCUUAGCAUGUUUGUUCUUACUGGACUGAAGUUUGAAGUGAACAGAGUUUCUGAAUGUAGGUUGAUUUACAUUUUGAGAAUGUGUCAUUGUGAAAACAACUGACGAGAGCUUAUGAUACAUGCCAUCUGCUGUCGUGAAGUGGCGUCUAUAAAUGUCAUGCAAAUAAAUCAAUGACUUUUCAGCAUUUACAGCUGCUUUUUAUGUUAAUCUGAUAUUUCCUAAAGCAUUUGAGCAUUUAUAGCAUCUUGCAACUCAAAUUACAAGUGUGAAUUCACAUCUAUUUCUAUUGAAGUGUUUAGGGCUUCUGCAUCUGGCUGUGGUACGUAAGCGCAGCCAAUUAGCACCUCUCGAAUGGGUGACAAUGGUUUGCACAUCAUUCACAUCACCAGAGAGGCAUAUUGAGAGGGGAAAAGAUGUUUUUCCUUUGAUCUCAUCACUCGUCGCUGAAAUCCGGAGUCCCAUGGUUGUCGUUGGAGUACAUGUGCCAUUUUGUGUCAAGAUAAAUAGUGCAUCACAUCAUCAAAGGAGCUUUUCAUAAUGCUGAUUCAAGUAGAGACUAUUUAAAUGUGUACUUUUAAAAAAAGACAAGAAAACAAUAAUGAAUUAUUAGUAAAUAUUCAUAUUAAUAAUAUAAACAUCAAAUCAACUUCAAAAUACAGUCUAUGACUAACUAUCAGGGCUUUAAUUAAUUUUCAGAUUAAGUCAUUAGUUUGCUCUCAUCUUCAGAAUGUGUUUGUACUGGUAAUAAAAGCUGGUUUCUCAUGUUUC
This is a messenger RNA of Ctenopharyngodon idella (grass carp), 1770 nucleotides long. RefSeq names its product RP9 pre-mRNA splicing factor (gene rp9). The record is from RefSeq and is a predicted model, not a curated record. The transcript is spliced from 6 exons. Gene Ontology annotation, biological process: RNA splicing. Bases 134 to 793 code for a protein of 219 amino acids. NCBI's taxonomy places the organism in Eukaryota, Metazoa, Chordata, Actinopteri, Cypriniformes, Xenocyprididae.